AUGAAGAUCGACCGGGUAAAGUUGAAACGCCAGUACUUGGGCACUGAGGAUGCUGUUGUGCCUCCUGACAUCAAGGAUUUGAUUACAAAACUCAAGAAUGCCAUGGAUGCAGACCAAGCGCGAACCAUCAUCAAUGAAAUUAAAACGUGGCCUUACAAAAAAUCUGACCUGUAUCACUGGGUCGAUAUUUUGGAUGCCUUUGAUAUAGUUCUUGAAGAAUGCGCAAAGAAAGUUGGCAACAACCAGUGGCAACUUUACGUUGAUCAAGAUCAGAAUGUAAAGAAAAGGCUGCUUCUCAUCGAUGUUCUUGAGUUUACCACCCUCUUGGUGAAACACUGCUUCUCUUCGCACGUUUACAGCUCGUUUGAGCAUCUCACUGCUCUAAUGAACUCUACCGAUCUCACUGUUGUUAUCACUGUGCUCGAGCUUCUUUUUGCUCUUGCGAAACGUGGCACCCAAUAUCUGCCACUGAACCAACAAGAUAAGAAGCCUCUUCAACUUCGUAAUCGAAUCAAUUUCCUAGCUGAAGACUGGGGUGGAAAGGAUAAUGGUGUGUCGUUCAAACAGUGUAUUCAAGAUUUGGACAGCUAUCCUUCAUCGGCUACCACGGUGCACCUCGAGUUCUAUACAUCAGCUGAAAAAUCCGAAAAGAAAGUUAUGCACAUCGAAAACGUCCAUCUCUUGAAGAAGCCACUUGCUCAGAUGAUGAAUGAUCUCGUGCUUGAGUACAAGGUGCCAGCUGAGAGCCAACAACAGCUGUUCAAUCGUCUUCGCCUGUCAUCUAAAUUUGCAGACUUGCAUCAACGACAGCUGUGUGUUCAGGCUCGCCUCAGCGCCCUUGCAAUUAGCGCACUUAUUGAGGGCAACUUUCACGUUAGUCCAUCACUAAUCGAAGAAACUGCCGAGAUUCUUACUCUUGACGAUCUUUAUAAUCUCAAGUCAGUUGCGUUGAAAGCUCUGCGAUCUUUCAUCAACUACGAGCGAAACACCAAACUAAGAGUGAUCAUAGAGUCAACUGGCGCCAACUCCUACCACGGCCUCAUUCCCAAGUUGACUCGUGCCGUCAUCAACUCGAUGAUCGAUCCGUCGCCAGUCAAGCAGUACCCAAUGAGCUUUACAUCUUCUCUAUUUAACUUCGUGUAUCACAUGGGCUUUUAUGAGUCAGGUCGUCAGGCACUUCAGCAGUGUGGUAUUAUUGAGCGAUUUCUCAAGUUCCUUCAGCACAAUGACGACACUCUUGACAACUUGAAUUUAGUGGCUCGAGCUGUUCGCAUCAUCGAAUCGAUAACGGCUCGCGACAUAGCCAUACUUCAAAGUCACAAUGGACUUAAUGUGAUUCAACAGCGAUUUCAGCGAGAGGUGGAGAUUUGCCAAAAGGUGUUUCUACAGGAAAUAGCUGCUCAACCUUCAACAGAAAGUCAAUCUGCGAGUGAUAGAGCGAAUCUCGUCGAAGAAGUUGCCAUGCAGACUGAAGAUGUCGGUCCUUCCGAUGUCUCAAAGAAGCUUGAUAAUCUUCCAUUACCGGUUACUACCCAGCCGGCAAACAAAUGCCACCCAUUACGUUCUACCGUCAUUAGAGGCCUCCUUUCAUUUCUUCGCAAAGCAACGCAAUAUCCAUCUCUUAGCGAAACAAUUCGCCCGAUGAUGCAGUCCACAGAAUUCAUUCAAGCUGUAAAGCAUCUGAUAAGUAAUCCUGAUGGCAGUUAUUACGAUAGCACGGUGUUCGCCUACGCUAUCGACAUGGUUUCACUUUACGUUCACCAUGAACCAUCGUUGCUCUCAACUUUGCAAGAAAAUGGCCUCGCUGGUGUAAUGCUAAAGUCUCUCUUUGAUCCUGAUCGAAAGUUGCCGGUUAACAAAGAUUUCUCAAACGCAAUGUCAAACGUUCUCACCGCUUUAUGCUUGAAUUCGCGUGGCUUGGCCGAGUUUGUGGAAGCGAAGCCUUUUGAAAAGAUAUUGGCCAUCUUUACCAAGCCUGAGUAUAUGUCCAAUCUUCAGAUUAAUGGAAAUAUGACUGCGUCUUUUGAUAACACCGCUCAACUUGGCAAAGCUUGUGAUCAACUAAUUCGACAUCAGCCAUCUCUUCGAGUUCCUGGUCUGAAUGCGAUUGUUCGAGCUUUGGAGCAGCUGACAAAGUUUGGCAAUGCAAACCAGUAUGUUAUAGUGAAAGAGUCCUUUAUCAGAAGUGGUCACACUCUCAGCUUUCGACCAACUGAUGUGAAGAAAAAUUCAAGAGAUACCCGAGAGCCAGUUCCUCUUCUCGACUACAUCACCAACAUUAUGCGAUUUCUGCAAAGCAUCCUCAACACAAGCAACCAACAUGCGACUGAGUUUAUGCGCCAGCAAGGUUUCUCAGCUCUUUUGGCGCUUCUCACAUUGCCGAAUCUCCCAGCUGAUUUCGGCAAUUCAGCCGCAUGUUAUUACAUGUCAACUGUCAUGUGGUGGCUGUUCAAGUGCACCUUAGACAAGAACAUUUUUGUUGGUGUGCUUCAGAAGCUUAAAUCGAUUAUGACUGAUCGUCUUGAUCCCGUUGUUGUUGCUCGGUUCUCUGAUUCGUGCAAGAACAUGGGACCUUCGGUGAUGUUGAAUGAUCUGAUUCAAAAUGCCCAACCAAAGGAAAAGUGGCAGGAAACUGAGCUUUGGCGUGCUAUUUCCAUGAUGUACACUCACAUCUCGGUCCUUCUUCAAGUUUGCCGCCCCGACCAUUCAUCCGAUCAGCUGCGAAACUUGGCGCUAGAACAGUGGGCAACAAAACUCGGUCAAGAACUUAUUAAUGCCCUGUCGCGAAUUCAUGUUAUGCUUCACUGGGAGACGGUGAACAUGACUGCAUGUGUGGAGGAAGGCGCCCUGAAUGACCACCUGAGUGAACACUUUCCUAAGCUCAAGGAUCAGUUUGAUGCUCUGGUGGAGAUUAUCGACAAGGCCGUAACCGUGCCAGCCAAUUUGCUAGCCGCUAUGUCUGAAUCCAUUGAUUCGCCAAUGGACGUCGAUCAACCAAUUGACCAGGCGGCUUCACAGGAAUCCGCUUCAACAUCUGCCACAACUACACAGGCAAAUCCGGCUACUGUUGCACUGAUGAAGAAGCUGGUUGAUCCCAUCGUCGCUACUUCUCGCAACAUCUCCAAAUCAAUUGAAGACCUAUUUGCACUUUUGCUAAAGCUGUGUGUUGGCAACUCUACUUCUGCUUUUCAUCGUCGAGCUGGUUUUGUCAAUCAACUUGGUGUUCCAACGCCGAACGCCCGUUCUUUGGCGAAAAAUCUAAACUCGCUUCCUAAUACCAGCAUGAGGACCAUUUUGGAUAGAGCGGUUCCAUCGAACUUCCGUUUUCUCUUUUACGAGCCGUUCAUUACCCACUCAAUCUCCAUCUUGUUUGAUAAUCGCAACAAUCCCUAUCAACUGGUGCUGCAAAACUUUGUCUUUUCUGGUGCUCAGGAUGCAUUCUUUGAUUUAUUUGACCGCGAAGUCAAAACUGUCAUUGACUGUUAUUCUCUGUCUGGAAUCAAGUAUGUGCCCAAAGGUUUUGAACAUUUUCUCGAUGUAUGGCUGUCUCUGGCAGAGCGAUUAUCAAAUUCUGAGCGCAUUCUUGAGACCCCACAUUCGAUCCCUUCGAAGAAGACUGAUGCCAUUUUGGCCACUUCUACCUACGUAGGCUUUGAGCCCAUGGAGUACAUUAUUCGAACUCAUCGACAGUUGUACGCACCCAUUCUCACCCUGUGGAAUGCUGGCGAAUUGUUAUCCACCUUCAAAACGAAGCAAAUUCGUAGCAGUGUACUGCUUCUGAUUUCUGAACUUUUUCGAGCUUCUUCAUUGAUUGAUAAAUACAUUUCCAAGCGUAAAGAGGUGAAAACUCCCACCACAGCUUCGACCACUGCUGCUGCUCAAGCACAGCCACAAAACCCAGGUUCUUUCGCUCUUUUUGCCGAAGCACUUGGCUUGCCAUCGCUUUCUACUCAGGCGGCAACUGCAUCAGUGGUUCUACCUACCCCUCCUUCAGCACCAGUCCCGAUAAUAUCCACUUCCGCCCCUUCCACUUCCACUCCAACUAGGCAGCCUCAAAAUGCAGAACACACAGCAAUGCUGAACAUGCUGGUUGAGAUGGGUUUUGAGCGUAGCGCUGCUGCUGAUGCUUUUAUCCACUGUGGGUACGACAUUACAGCUGCCGCUGAUUGGCUUAUUAUGCACCAAAAUGCAUCUAAUCCUGGUUCUCUCAGCGCAUCAACGAAUGAAAUUGCAAUGUCUGACGAAGAUCAGGUUGCUCGUGCCAUUGCCAUGUCUCUUGAACAGGACGAGCAGCCCGAGAGUGCAGAGCAACCUGCAGCCGUCAGUGCGGAUACUGCAACUGUCACCGCUGCACCUGCUUCAACUAGUGCUCCUUCUGCAACAACUAGUGCCCCAGUCCCGACAACAAGCACCGUCGUUCCAAAGGCCGCCGUUCCUGCGCCCAAAGCACCAAAACCUGCACCGCUUCUUGAAAAUGAGACACCACUGGAGAAAGAAAAGUUUGAUCAACUUCUGGUAGCCCUUCUUCCCGGUCUAAUCAGCCUGCUCGCCGGAGAGCCCAUUGAACAGGAUUUGUUCAAGUGCGCUGAACUCCUUAAUGUCAUUGUCAAGGCUGGUUACACUGCCGUGUACGAUGACGUUGCCAGUCAUGUGCUCAGCAAGAUUCGUUCAGUUGGCGAUAUGAUUCUCUCUCAGCCGGUAUUCAACACUGAAAAGGAGCAUCUCAAGUCAAUACUUUCUCCUAAGCCGGAAGCAUCUGGACUUGCUACUUGCAUCCACUUUUUGCUUUUGAUUUGUAAUGAAUCAAAAGGCUCCUGUAUGAAAAAGUGCACCGAGUUUUCAAUCUUCACCUUAGCCGUUGACCUAAUUGGAAAGGCGGCACACGUUCUAUCACUUGCUUCCGAGCUAGAGAAGGACGUUGAAAUACCCGAUUGGCUUUGUCCUAUUACCGUUUUGUUGGACCUUUACGAAAAGUUUGGCACUGGAUUUAAAUUGAGAAAUGAACUGAUAUCUCGACCAACUGGACGGGUCUGGAAGACUUUUCAAGAGAGAUCAGUUCGCUGGAGCCCAUUCGAUCAUGCGAAUAAUCGCCUGAUUGACGACGCCUAUUGUGCUGGUGAAACAUCAACAAGAAUUUCUGUCGAUGCUAAUCGAAAGUACACAAUUCGUUUUGACACCAUGACGCAGCACGGCGAGGCAACUGGCAGCAAAAGACCAAUCAUGUACGUUUUCAAGGAAGUGAAGGAAUCGAAAAAAUCCAAAGCUAAGGCGGCUGCAGCUGACUCUAAGAAUGCAGAUGCUGUUAAGGAGCCCAGCAAACCAACAGAGGAGAUUGUAGUACCAUCUUUUGUCACAUACACCAACAAAGAUUUCCUCCGCGCAGUGGUCGCUCUGAUCAAGUUGCCCAAGUUGGAUUCUGCCUUUCUCAAUGCAAUCGUUCGCAUUAUCCUUCGCAUCACAAUGACAAACCACUCGGCUGCCUGUGACUUUGCAGAACAGGGUGGCAUAGGCGCUUUGUUGAAGCUCUCCAACAAGGUGAACUUUCCUGGAUCAUCCACAAGUACGCUCUUCAUCAUCCGCCAUGUCUUUGAGGACUGCUCUCAGCUAGAGAACGCAAUGGAGCGAGAAGUUCGUCGCCUUGCUACUCUGUCUAGCCCCACGCCCAGUGUUAAUCAGGAGAUGCACAAUAUUUUGCGAAACUUUAUGCCUUUGGCAGCUCGAAACGCUCUCAUUUUCAAGGAUGUCGUCAAACGUACGCUAAAAGUGAAUAUUAGCAACAAAUCUCAAACUAAUUCACACGAAGAUCGUUCACCGACAUAUUUAGAAGUCGUCAAAGAGCCCACUGGUGGCUCUACUAACGUUGAAUUACAUGACACUGCCAAGGAUGUCAUAACCGAGUUGUUGUGUAUUCUCCCUCUAAGACUGAUGGAUGAGCAGAAGAGAGAUUCUGAGAAGAAGGGCAAAAAGAAAGAUGACGAUUCGCCACUGUUUAACACCAAAACGAUUCUUUCUUUCCUCGCCGAACUUAUCAAAUCUUACCCUUCUGUUGCUAAAGUCUUUUGCGAUCACGUGUAUUCAAGAGGUUUUUGCGACCUGAUUACCGAAGACUUAUCCGCUUUGUCGUUUAUCAUUGACCACAUGCUGAGCGUCACUGAUGCCACAACACCGACAUAUUCGCGAAUGAUAUUUUCUGCUCUUAUUUCAACGCUUCCUUCAUCACCCAACCUGUCGGCGAUUCAUCAGGUGAUAGUCAACGAGCUAAAGAGUGCGCUUUAUCGGGCUGUUCACAAUGACUCCAGCACCGUUUAUAACACCAGCAAGCAUUCCCGAAUUGAAACAGUUGUGACCCUGGUGCUGCUGAUAAUUGAAUCAUGCCCCCGAGGUGUCACCGAUCAAACGCAACCACUCGCACGAGCUCGUCUGCAAUUCAACUCGAAUCAACUUUCGAUCAUUCGGAUGAUGGUCAAGUGCGGAUUUGUUAAUGAUAUGGCGCACAGUAUCCAAACACUAGAUCUGAGCUCUCCGAAGAUGGCCAAAGUUGUGGAAGCUCUCACCAGAACGCUGGAAAUUAUUUCCGAAACCAUGACCUAUUUGCCAAAAAGUCGAAACACCUCUUCUGCGGGCACUGUCUCCAACACUUCAACUCGUCCUUCGUCAAACACGCAGGCUCUAGAGCUGAAUAGUCAGUCCAACUCCACCGGUGAGACAGCGCCUCAGCAGGAGGGCAAUCACCAGGCAGCACUGAUUGCUAAUGAGAACCAAAUUCAUGCAAUGGAGGAAGAUGAUGAUCACAUGAUGGCAAUAGCGGCACUUUCUCCCAGGCGACAAAUGGGCAGAGAGCGAAAUAGCGAUGAAGAGUUUAUUCGCGCACUGAAUAGAAUUCGAAGAAAUGAACUCGCCGAAGAUAUGGACGCAUCAGUUGAGGAGCCAGAUGAUGAUGACGACGACGAUGACGACGAUGAGGAACUGUCGGAGGCAGCUUCACUUCUCGAGGAGAUUAAUCGUCACAAUGAGGCUCUUGAAAACCAGGACGAAGAGGAUGAUGGAGUUGGCGAUGAAGAAGAUGAUGAUCGUCAGAUUAAUCCUCAAUUCGAUGGCGUUGAUGAAGUGGAGGACGAAGAGGAGGAGGAAGGCGACGAAGAGGAUGAUGGCGAGGAGUUUGAGGAUGACGAUGAAGAGGAUUUUGACGCCAUUCCAAUGCCCCCGCCCGAUCUUCUCGAAGACUUUUCCGAUUUGCAGUUUACCCGUGACUUUUCCUACAAUCUGCAGCCUUUGGGCCGAGGAGAUCCAUAUGCUGCUCAUCAGCUCAUUCGUCUUUCAGCUCCCCUGCCUGAUGCCCUGACACCUCAUCCAAUGCUGACUCCGAGUCAGAAUACAGCCCAAGCGGUUCCACGACCGGCAACUCAUCCAGACAUGGCCACUGCCCGGUUUGAUGAAUUGUGGAUGCAGCCCCGUCAAAGAAGGAAUGCUGGCUUCUUCCGAAUUGGGGAUGGCGGCACUUAUCGCUUUUCCAUUCCACGCGAUCGCUCAUCAUUUGCGAACAUUCAAGAUGAGAUCAGCAAUAUUCUCCACCGAAUUCGCGGACCGAAUGUAGCCAUUUCGCCGCAAGUAAUCAACCAGUUUACCAAUCAAAUAUCCAACAUUAUUCAGGGUAAUUUUAACCAAAAUCAGGAUAUCAUUACCCCAGCUUCUCCUUUUGGCUCACUCUAUGUCACCACUUCUCUAGCAAACCCUUCACCCACGAAUCCUAGCUAUGGCGCUUCACCAACAUCAAACAUUGCUCGUUGGGACGAAGAGUGUCGUCUAGUGAUGGGAGAAUUCGUGUUUGAUUCUCUGAUGAGCGUUCAUGAAGAGUUGGUCAAUCACCUCGAAAAAUGUAAACUGGCUGACAUUGAGGCUAGAAAGGAGGAACAAGAAGCGAAAUUGGCCAAGCAAAAGGAAGCCCUGAAAGCUGAAGAAUCUGCAGCUGCUGCUGCUUUAAAAGAUGCUCGUAAAGAGGAAGAGGCUGCGCUGAUGUCACUCACAGCUCCUGACCCUCAGCCUGCGCCACAGUCUGGCGAAGAUAAUCUCAUCUCGGUGGACGAGCCAAUGGCUGAAGUUGGAUCGCUACAGAUUGAGCCGGAGCCAGCUUCUUCUAUUUCACAAGUUUCCGAAAAUAGCGAACAGUUGCCGCCAUCGCUAAGCGCGUCUACUAGUGAAAAUGUAGACCAGCCCAUGAGCGAACCGACACCCCCUCAUGCUCCAGUGGAAUCGCCUAUUGUCAUUCAGACUACUGCAACUACAACUGGAAGUGGUGCUCAGACGCCCACAUCAUCAGCCAAUGUCAUCAGUGAGAGCGUCGUCAUGGAAGAAGAGGCACCCCCUGCUGCUGCCGAAGGCUCUAGUGUCGCCCCAGCAGGGAAUGAGGAGGAACCCAUUGCUGCAACUUCUUCCGCAGCAACUGCAAGCGCAUCAACUGCCACACCUGAGCUUACACCGGAACUUCAGGCCAUCCUCGGAGACAUUCAAAUUCCCGAAGGCAUUGAUCCUAGCUACCUGGCUGCCCUGCCCGAGGACAUGCGCCAGGAGGUGAUCUCUGAACAGCUUCGCAUUCAACGACUUGCCCGACAGCAAGCGGCGGCGGCUGCUGCUUCAGCUGCAGGCAGCAGCUCUCAACAGCCGAGCGAUGCCUUUGCUUCAGCUGCUGCGACGGCUGCAUCUUCCUCGGCAACGAAUGAAAUUAGCCCUGAGUUUUUGGCCGCCCUCCCUCCGGACAUUCGCCAGGAGGUGCUGGCGCAGCAACGAGCCGAACAGAUGGGAGUGCCGAAUCCGCACGCUCCCGUCGACCCGAACAGCUUCCUGCAGACGCUUCCACCUUCUCUGAGAAGGCAAGUUCUGGCUGACAUGGACGACUCUCAGGUGCAACUGCUUACCGGUGAGCUUGCCCAGGAGGCGCGAGUGCUUCGGCGCGAGCAUGUUAUUCGACGUGAGCACGCCUUCAUGGAGGAGUACAUGGUUGAUCUGGGGCGUGGAACGGUGCGAAAUGCCGCUGGAAAUAACGCUCUUGGAAUCAAUCGACUGGCCCAAAAUAUUCGUGUGGGUGGGCUACUGCCGCCCCUUCCGAUGAUACUGCGAAGAGGUUUUCGGACCUUUCCCACUGGACAAAAUGCUAAUGUGGCCACUCGUCAGCCUCAUCAUCAUCACCACCACCAGCAAAUUCCGUACGGAAAUAGUGUGGACAACCUGAAUGCCGCGUACUUGACCACCUAUGCCACUGCACGAACACCCAUCAAGGGCAAACAUCUGCUCGAUCACGACUCACUCAGCUCGUUGAUGUUGUUGUUUUUCGUUUCCGACGCUUCAACGUCCAUCGCCCGACUUCAUCGUUUGGUUCGUAAUGUCUGCUACCACCUUCCAACCAGGCAGUGGGUCAUUUCCUCGUUGUUGGAAAUUUUGGAGCGCGCAAAGUUAUCUGCCACUGAACAAAAGUUCUACUCGACCUCCGAUGAAACCUUUGCCAAGUAUGGCAUUCAAAACCGACAGGUUUCCUGGCUGUCGUUGGUAUUUGAGUCUGCUUUCAGCGUAAAGAUGAACGUCUUCCAGCUUGACCCAUCUAAAGCGUCUACCAGAGAGUGCUACAGCGCAGUGGUGCACAUUCAUCCUCAGGCGGUGCCUUUUGUGUGUCGCAAAGUUCUGGACAUUCUCAUCUACAUUGCAAAGUCUUUCCCGGACGACUUUAUCACUGUUCCCAGCAGGGAGUCUUUGGCUGUUCCUGCCAACACCACAACUACUCCAGAAUCUGAGCCCGCUGCUGCAUCCACUCCGACCAGUGGUUCAUCAACGAAGAAGCACUCUCUUGUCUGCCACCAGAAAAGCAUCUUUGAUGUGCUCAUGUCGCAGGAAAGCAUUCAUGGCUCCAAGAGGAGUAAAGGACUUAAGCAUUUCGGAUCAAAUGCAUCAUUGAACAACACUGAGUCGUCUGACUCUUCAUCCUCCAAAGGAGCAGUAAUCGUUUCUGAAUCUCCCUUUUCGCAACUGCUCAAUCUUCUCUCGCAGCCUUUCAUUUCUAAAUCUUACACUCUUAGUGAUCGGUUGAUUCGUCUCUUAUCGUAUGCUAUGACCAACACCAACAGCGGCUACAAUGAUCCUACCGGCACCCAGGAGGCGGCCAUCAAUGAAAAUGUACUACCGCCAACCAGUGCAAAGUAUCUGGCGCUGGAGAAGGCCCUUGAAAAUGAGAAUCUCCUUCAGCUGUUAGUCUCUUUUCUCACCUCUUCUACGUGCACUGAUGAUGGCCUGUCUGAUGCUCACUCGCUGAUAAUCAAGCUGUCUACUAUAUUCCCAAAGUGCCGUGAGGUAUUCCACCGAAAGCUAAUUGAGGCAGCUCAGGAGAUUGGCAACGCCGUCUAUCAGGACAUUGAAUGCCUUGUAACGGAACUAAAGAAAACUGUUUCAAGUUCAUCGAAAAAGUCGGAGCCUCUUGAUCUCUCUAUGCCUGGCACUUCAAGUGACCGCUACAGUGAAACUCGCGCCCUUAUAAUUUCGAGCAAUCGAAACACGAAGAAACCUGGAAAGGAAAUUCAUCUUCCUGCCAUGUCUACUUUGAGCUUAAAGUCAUCAAGUCAGUACAUUUUAUUGCGCAUUUUGGACAUUGUUGUGGAACUGCGAGAGUUGACUCUGCUGGAAAAGUUGGAGAAAGAAAAGGACCGGCUGGCCAAAGCCAUAAACACAGCAGGAAGUGCUGUUGCUGCAGCAGAAGUUGUGCCCGAAGCAGAGCCUCUCCAGGAGCUCUACGCCGCAAGCAACAGUCGCUCUAUGGCUAUCAAGCAGAUUGACAUGGACUUGGCGAUUCAGAUCACUGCCAACGAUGUAAAGCUUAGUGACGAGUUGUCUCAACUUGAAAAGCUGUGGAAUAAGCUAAGCGAGUGCCUCGAUUUGCUGCAAGAGACCUCGGAUGAGAAGGCCGUUUUGGUUCUUGAGCCAGCGGUAGAGGCUUUCUUCCAAGUUCACGCCACUGAAGUUGCUCUGAACAAAUCUACCCUGAACGCUAAUCGAGCCAACCAGGAUGCUGAACAAAUUGAUUCAGCAAAUGAUACUCUGGAUUCAUCCAGCUCGCAAUCGAAUUCGGUGCCUUUGGAAGAUACGGACAAGUUUUUGGCUUUUGCCGAACGCCACCGAGUUGUGAUUAACCAAAUUCUUCUGCAGUCCAAUGUUCACCUCACUGAUGGUACUUUUGGAUUUUUGAUUGAUCAUGCCAAAAUACUUGAUUUCGAUGUCAAGCGGCGGUACUUUCGCGAAGAGCUAAAGCGACUUGAUCAAGGUGUUCUCCGAAGGGGCCUCUCAUUGCCUGUCAAUCGCGCCAAUGUGUUUGAGGACUCAUUUAGAGCUCUUGACCGCUUAUCUGCCGAAGAGUGGAAAGGACUUUUCCGGAUCAGUUUUGAAGGAGAAGAAGGUCAAGAUGCUGGUGGCUUACUGCGCGAAUGGUACACCAUCAUCGCCCGAGAAAUCUUCAACCCCAACUAUGCUCUAUUCACUCACUCACCCGGCGAUGGAGUCACCUACAUGAUCAACCAGUCUUCCUACUACAAUUCGAACCAUCUAAACUACUUCCGCUUUGUCGGUAGACUGAUCGGAAAGGCAAUCUACGAGAACCAACUUCUCGACUGCUACUUUACUCGAUCUUUCUACAAGCACAUGCUCGGAAAGCCAGUCAGCUACACUGACAUGGAGGCCGAAGACAAUGCUUUCUACCAAGGACUGGUCUUCUUGCUCGAGCACAAUGUCAAUGAAAUUGGCUCCGAUCUAACCUUUUCAAUUGAAAUCCAAGAAUUUGGCGCCAAUUCAGUGAUUGACCUAAAACCUAACGGACGGAAUAUUCCCGUUACUGAGGAAAACAAGAUCGAGUAUGUUCGGCUGGUGUGCCAAGAGAAGAUGACUGGUUCAAUUAAGCAGCAGCUUAAAAGCUACCUGCAAGGACUGCACGAAAUCGUUCCCAAACGGCUGAUAUCAAUUUUCGACGAACACGAACUCGAAUUGCUCAUCUCUGGUUUGCCAGACAUUGACAUCGAUGACCUGCAGGCUAACACCGAGUACCACAAGUACGCUGCGGAUUCUUUGCAGAUUCAGUGGUUCUGGCGAGCUUGUCGUACAUUUGACCAAAUUGACCGUGCAAAGCUGCUGCUUUUUGUCACUGGAUCGAGCAAAAUACCACUUCAAGGCUUUGCUGCUCUAGGCGGAGGAAACGAUGGUCUCAAAUUCAAGAUUUAUCGUGAUGACCGAUCUACCGAUAGGUUGCCAUGUGCCCACACUUGCUUCAACCAACUUGAUCUUCCUGCGUAUGAAACCUAUGAUAAACUGCGCUUAAUGCUUCUCAAAGCCAUUCACGAAUGUUCAGAAGGAUUUGGCUUUGCCUAA
Rhagoletis zephyria (snowberry fruit fly) is the source of this 12393-nucleotide messenger RNA. The record is from RefSeq and is a predicted model, not a curated record. Lineage: Eukaryota; Metazoa; Arthropoda; Insecta; Diptera; Tephritidae.